CGAAAGAUCACGUCGCGUCCUUUGAAUCGCGCUUCCUGCAGACGCAAAGAGCAAAAGGUCCGACCUCACGUCUCGACCACACUUUGAUAUUCUAUUCCCACCCGCCUUUCACAACCCUGCCAACAAACAAACCAAAUUCUGGCUAGCAAAAGCUUAGCAAUCAAAUAGUCUCAAACUUACGCCAAAGUUCUAGUUUAGGACAUUCACGAUGGCUCCCAACGAAGUUGUGGACGACGUCGAUGUCAGCAUGGACGACCAAGAUGAUGCUCACAUGGAGAAUAGGCUCAUCAAUGAGGAGUACAAAACAUGGAAGAAGAACAGCCCGUUCCUCUAUGACAUGAUUUUGAGCACGGCGCUAGAGUGGCCGACAUUGACCACACAGUGGUUCCCGGACGUCAAGGACGUGAGCGAUAAGAACUGCACAGUCCACAGACUACUCAUCGGAACACACACUGCAGAGGGCAAGCCCAACUAUCUGCAGAUUGCCGAACUCGAGCUGCCCAAGUUUUCCGACCCUAACCCUCGCGACUAUGACGAGGAGCGCGGCGAGAUCGGUGGCUAUGGCGGCAAGGCGUCGUCGGGGGAACCAGCCGUGAUCAAGUUUAACAUCACCCAAAAGAUUGAUCACCCUGGCGAGGUCAACAAGGCGCGGUACCAGCCUCAGAACCCCGAUAUCAUCGCCACGCUCGCCGUAGAUGGAAAGGUCUUGAUCUUUGACCGCACCAAGCACAGCCUGACACCCACGGGCACGCCGAACCCCCAAAUCGAGCUCAUCGGCCACAAGGAGGAAGGUUUUGGGCUGAGUUGGAACCCCCACGAGGCGGGCUGUCUGGCAACCGGCAGCGAGGACAAGACAGUGCUGCUCUGGGACCUCAAGACGGUUCAGGGGAACGGCAAGACGCUCAAGCCGUCGCGCAAGUACACACACCAUAACCAUAUCGUCAACGACGUGCAGUACCACCCCAUGGUUAAGCACUGGAUCGGCACCGUGUCAGACGACCUGACGCUCCAAAUCAUCGACGUGCGGCGUCCCGAUACCACGAAGGCGGCUGUCGUCGCCCGCGAUGGCCAUAGCGAUGCGAUCAACGCGCUAUCAUUCAACCCGCGGACCGAGUUCCUGAUCGCCACAGCAUCGGCCGAUAAGACGAUCGGCAUCUGGGAUAUGCGGAACCUCAAGCAGAAGAUUCACACGCUCGAGGGGCACGUCGACGCUGUGACUUCGCUCUCGUGGCACCCGACCGAAAUUAGCAUCCUAGGUAGUGGGGGCUACGAUAGGCGGGUCCUCUUCUGGGAUCUUAGCCGCGCGGGCGAGGAGCAGCUGCCGGAGGAUCAGGAAGAUGGUCCGCCGGAGCUGCUCUUCAUGCACGGGGGACACACCAACCACCUGGCCGACUUUAGCUGGAACCUCAACGACCGGUGGUUGGUGUGCAGCGCCGCCGAAGACAACCUACUCCAGAUCUGGAAGGUCGCGGAUUCCAUCGUUAACCAAGACGACAUUGAGAUGCCGAUGAACGAGAUGGACGCGUCCAAUUAGAAGGGGGAUGGUAAGAAUCCGGGGUUGCGGCGGACGACACACCAAACUACCGGUCCGGGGCCGGAGAGGGCAGACUCCGAAUCUAAGUUCAAGGCAACCGUGGAGACGUCCAGAAGACAGCAGCAGCAGCAGCACACGUAUCUAACGACCAGAAGGGCAUGGGCCAAGCAGAUUGGUAUGGAGAUGAAAAAGAAGGGGGAGAAAGGGAAAGGGGCGGAGAAAGAGCGGGGGCGGGGGCAGAAACAGAAACAGGAGCAGGAGCAGGAGCAGCAGCAGCAGCAGCAGCAGCAGCAGCAGCA
Messenger RNA from Chaetomium fimeti, 1833 nucleotides. Its product is annotated as WD40-repeat-containing domain protein. The record is from RefSeq and is a predicted model, not a curated record. Gene Ontology annotation, cellular component: nucleus; Rpd3L-Expanded complex; Rpd3L complex. The coding region runs from base 209 to 1534 and encodes 441 amino acids. Lineage: Eukaryota; Fungi; Ascomycota; Sordariomycetes; Sordariales; Chaetomiaceae. Gene Ontology annotation, biological process: regulation of DNA-templated transcription; chromatin remodeling. The transcript is spliced from 5 exons. Gene Ontology annotation, molecular function: histone binding; nucleosome binding.